UUAAUUAAUAUAAAUAGGAGGCCCACCUUUGACAUAGAAAAUAGGGAUUUCUUGGUACGCACGAGAAUUAGAAGACACAGAAAAACAAAUAUAUUUGCAGGCGCAAUUAGGUCUCUCGCAAAGUUCAGAAGAAAUUGAGGAAGAAAAAGCUGAGAUUGAAUCGAGAGAGAGAAGCUCUGGAUUCUCCUUCCCGUCCUCAGCGACGGUUCAUAUGCCGGUUGGCUUUCAGGUUUUGCCGGAUUUGGAUAUAGACAGCUUCAUUUCCUUCAACAAGACAUGGAGAAAGUGUGCUUCUGGUCAAAUUGCUUCCAGUUUCGAGUUUUUUCAUUUCAAGAAGUGCUCGACUGGCGGUUUCUUGUCCUUGGAGACUUUCUUUUGGUUUCCUUUGUUAAUUGCACUUAGUGGUCAGUUUCUCUUUAAUGAACAGAACAGGAGGCGUGAUGCAAAAUUUUUCUGACAUAGGUGUUGGAUCUUUAGUGCACUUGUUCAAGUAAGCAAGUUAUCCUUUCUUUUUUGACAAAUUUAUGCCGUGACAUUUCUAACAAAUUAUUGUGUUAUAGUGCAUUACUGAUACAACAUCCAGUCAAAGCUCUUGGCAACACGUCUUCUGGGGGUUAAAGUCUGCAAGGAACCAAUUGAAAGCUACUUAGGUAGUUAUAGAUAAGCCCUUUCUUACUUCAAAUCUCUGCAGACUGUAGUUCUUAGAAAAUGAUUGCUCGCAAUGGGUGCUGGUUUUGAGUGUCAAGAUACAAGGUCACUGAACAAUUUCUACAUAGUGUAGAUGAGGUAGCUUUUUAUCGUGUUGUCAAACCCUUUAGCGACUGUCUUGAGCAUAGGGAUCCUUCCUGUUGGCUACAGCAAUCAUUCUGGUCGGUUCCUACUUCUGUGUUUGGUACCAAUAUGUUUCGCCGUCCUUGUUUUAUCCUGUCCUCCAUGCUUUCUGUCUAUCUUGAAGUUGUGGCAAUGAUAAUGAAUGAGCCCAUCCAUCAAAAUCAUUCUGGUUUUGUUCUCUCAAUUACCUUCACAGAAAAUUAACUGGAGAGUUAGCUGGACCAAGGCAGGCUUGUAUACUUUCUACUAGGGUUCAUCUAGCUUAGAUGUCAUAUAGCGUUUUUGAGACUUAAUACUUUUCGUGAAUAAAGGAGGAGCUUCUUUGUGUUCCACAAGGAGAAUGGAGAGGUACAAGUUAAUCAAGGAAGUUGGUGAUGGAACAUUUGGGAGCGUGUGGCGAGCGAUUAAUAAGCAAUCUGGUGAAGUUGUUGCGAUUAAAAAGAUGAAGAAAAAAUAUUAUUCAUGGGAAGAGUGUGUUAAUCUGAGAGAAGUUAAGUCAUUGCGGAGAAUGAAUCAUCCAAAUAUUGUGAAACUCAAGGAAGUCAUACGGGAAAAUGGCAUAUUGUACUUUGUUUUUGAGUACAUGGAAUGCAACCUUUAUCAACUUAUUAAGGACAGAGAAAAGCUAUUAUCAGAAGCUGAAGUCAGGAAUUGGUGUUUCCAAGUGUUUCAAGGUCUUGCUUACAUGCACCAGCGAGGAUAUUUUCACCGUGACUUGAAGCCAGAGAACUUGUUGGUUACGAAGCAUCAAAUUAAAAUCGCUGAUUUUGGUCUUGCUCGAGAAAUCAAUUCACAACCACCCUAUACGGAGUAUGUCUCAACACGGUGGUAUCGGGCCCCAGAGGUGCUGCUUCAGUCAUACCUAUAUGGUUCCAAAGUUGAUAUGUGGGCAAUGGGUGCUAUCAUGGCUGAACUAUUUUCUCUUCGUCCUCUUUUUCCUGGUACAAGUGAAGCAGAUGAGAUCUAUAAAAUAUGCAAUAUAAUAGGGAGUCCAACAGAGGACUCCUGGGCUGAUGGCCUUAAUCUUGCAAGUGCUAUUAACUAUCAAUUCCCACAGUCAGUUGGUGUCCACCUUUCUGCACUCAUACCAUCAGCAAGUGAGGAUGCAAUCAACCUUAUCAAGUUGCUUUGUUCUUGGGAUCCAUGCAAGAGGCCUACAGCCACAGAGGCACUUAAACAUCCUUUUUUCCAGAGUUGCUUUUAUUAUGUUCCACCAACCCUUCGUUCCAGAGCACCUGUUUCUAGAACUCCUUCAUCUGCUGGAACAAAGGCCACCUUGGAGCAGCAAUAUGCGCAUCCAGUGGUAUUGUCUAAUUUAAAGGUCACUCAAAGUUUUCCAUCUCCAAAGUUCAAUGCUUGCUUGAGCACAGGUGUACAGCGUAAACUGGACCUGGUUAACCAGGACGCUAGUGGAAAUGAUAAAGCAUUUAAGAGUACUACUAAACAACAGAAAUAUCGACCACCAGGAAGGAAGAAGAGCCCAACUGUGAUUAACAAGGCCAGAGCUGCACGGGGGGUUACGGAUGCAGCUGAUAAGUUUGCAAGUAUGACGAUUGGUUCCCACGGGCAGAUUGGGGCACAACCUAAGCCACCACCUAUGAAAGCUGGAGUGCAGUGGACUGGUGAAUCUGGUGACAUGUUUCUCAGACCAACCCAUCAAUUUCAACCUAGCAGAACUUAUACUAGGAAAGUUGUGGAAUGACGUCUUUGGAGAGGACUACUUCAGGGGGCUCUUAGUAGGUGGUGCAAUGUAGUACAAUAAUUAGAAUUUCAUGCUAUGUUUGUGUGGUGUGGUGUUGAUGUUAUUAAAAAAAAAAAAAAUUUUAAAAACCCCGAUAAACGUGGUGCUUGGAGAUCAAUAAAUAACUUUUGAAGUUGGUAGA
Messenger RNA from Hevea brasiliensis (rubber tree), 2714 nucleotides. Its product is annotated as cyclin-dependent kinase F-4. The record is from RefSeq and is a predicted model, not a curated record. Gene Ontology annotation, molecular function: protein serine/threonine kinase activity; ATP binding. NCBI's taxonomy places the organism in Eukaryota, Viridiplantae, Streptophyta, Magnoliopsida, Malpighiales, Euphorbiaceae. The coding region runs from base 1172 to 2533 and encodes 453 amino acids. Gene Ontology annotation, cellular component: nucleus; cytoplasm. The transcript has 18 exons. Gene Ontology annotation, biological process: protein phosphorylation; intracellular signal transduction.